Molecule: messenger RNA, 1561 nt
Organism: Lethenteron reissneri (Far Eastern brook lamprey)
Lineage: Eukaryota; Metazoa; Chordata; Hyperoartia; Petromyzontiformes; Petromyzontidae
Gene: PBLD
Product: phenazine biosynthesis like protein domain containing
Biological process (GO): biosynthetic process
Cellular component (GO): cytoplasm
Molecular function (GO): isomerase activity
Source: RefSeq, a predicted model, not a curated record
CGGCUCCACGGUGCCCACUCAGCCCCCAGCACCCCCCUCUCUCUUCAACUGUGCAUGCUAAACAAUUAGACACUUUCACAACUCACUCAACUAACCAUUCAGUUGCAUCUUCGUAAGUGUUCACCAAUCACACACACAUACUCAAGUGCAUCAAAAAGUAGGAACGCAUUUUUACACGCUCAAGUGACAGAGUGAGCGCCAUCGGGAGGGAUGGAGCUGCCCGUGUUCGUGGUGGACGCGUUCACAGGCGUGCCUCUGAGCGGGAACCCUGCCGCCGUGUGCCUGCUCGGCCAGGAUCUGGCAGAGGAGAUGCAUCAGAAGAUUGCGGCAGAGAUGAACCUGUCAGAAACGGCGUUUGUGCGCACGCUUUCUCCAAUGGACGACUUCAGUUCAGCCACGCAGUUCGGUCUGCGCUGGUUCACGCCGAGCCGAGAAGUGGCGCUCUGUGGACACGCCACCCUCGCCACUGCCGCGAUCCUGCAUUCUCUCGGCAACACCAACGCACGGCUCGUAUUCCAUACGCUGAGCGGCGAGCUCGCAGCUUGGCAUGAAGGGGACCACAUCGCGCUGGACCUGCCGCUCAACCCCACCGAGCCGCUGCAGGAUAGAGAUGAAUUUAAGACACUGAUUCAGGUGGCGGUUGGAGAGAUGAGCGUGCAGGACGUCCGCUAUUCACCUGGCACUUGUAAACUGCUCAUCCGGUUGAGCGACGUCUAUACCAGGCAGGAUCUGGAGCGGCUGCCGAUCGAUCCGGGCUCACUGUUGCGCGUCGAGCGAGCCAGUGGGAGCCCCGACGUGAUGGGCGUUAUCGUGACGCUGCGUGGCUGCGGCGGGGAUCGGAUUAACUUCUACUCUCGCUACUUCGCUCCCUGGGUGGGCAUCAAUGAGGACCCCGUCACUGGUGAGCGAGCAUGCGAGCGCACGGGACCAGGGGAGAGGGAUCUGCGCACACAGUGCUGGCAAGCUAUUGGUCUAAGGAGCUUGGAAAGCAAGAGCUAAUGGCCAGGCAGUGCUCCCCGCGUGGCGGGGAGCUGCAGCUGUCCCUGCAGCAGCAGCACGGGCGGGUGAGCGUGUCUGGGCAGAGCCGCAUUGUGCUGCGCGGGUCGCUGCACCUCUGAGCCUCUGCUGCCCUGUAGAUCGUACCAAUUAUCUUCACUCGUGCCGCUUAGUUCCACCAGCGCCGCUUAGUUCCACCAGCAAGCCACCCGUUACGAUGCAACAAAAUCAUCUAAAAAAUAAAAUUUUAUCACUCAAUUAUAUUUUCACUGCCUAUUUCCUAAAUCUCAUCCUGAACUCCAUCUAAUUUUUGUUCUCACCUUAAACACACUCAAGAGCUUCAAGUACAGCAAUGAGAACAUGUACAGGCAUUGCAUGUGUAUUUGUGUGAAUGCCCAAAAAAUUACAAAUGUGGUCUCGUUUAAAGCAAAAUGACCUAUAUAUUUUCACAGGACAUGAGAAGACUCCAAAGUAAAUGGCACACCAUAAUGCAAUGUGAUUAAUUAUCAUCGUCACUGUCAAAAUCAUGAUCUUAAUUAUCAAAAAUAAAUAACCAGACUUCUGA